AUGGAUUGGCCCUGGACUCUGAGUGCAUUGCUAUUCAUAGCCUUACUGACGUCAGUCCACUGCCAGAGUGGUGAUGGAGGGGACUGGGGAUCAGGCAGCAUGGCAGAGUUUAUGUUCAACAGUUCCAUGGAUCUUCUUCCAAAAUCUGUCAGAGACGAUCCAGGAAGUCCUAUGAGCACAGACAUGGCCAGACCACUUUUUGAAGGCAUUUCAGAGAAAGAAGCAGGUGACUGCUCUGUCAGUUUCUACACCAGCCAAACUCUGUCCAGACGACUACGGGUGGCCAGAGAAGAGCUGGCUUAUCUAAAAACCCUCCAGCAUGGAAACCAGGCAGUAGUGGAAAAUCUUAUUCAGUUUGUUGGCGCAGAGAUGGGGGACAGACGCUAUGAGGAGAUUGUUCAGGAAAAUGUCGUUGACGUCAAGGAGAAUCAUGCUAGUUGUGAAGAAAUGAUGACAAAAGCAACUGAUGAGCUGGAGAACCAGCUGGAGGGAGAUGUCCUGAAAGCUGAGUCUGCUAUUCAGAAAAUCAAAGAGGAGUCAGUGACUUUUGAAGCGAUGCUGCGAUCCACAGCGAACAUUGCCAGCCGACUGGAAAUCUUCACACAGACCCUGCACAUGCAGCUAACCGAGCAGCUGAGAAAGGGAGUCCAGCUCAAAGAUAAAAGGACAUAAACCCUGACUCAACUUGAAUUUAGCAGAAAAAAGCAAUGCAGUCCAAUUUCAGAUCGCUAGCUGAGUGUUACUGGCUGGCUCGGUGCUCGGGUCCAGAUGGAGAGCAGUCAACUCUGGGCCCCUCAGUUAGCACAGAUACAUGUUACAGCUGUGGAAAAACAGACAAAUGACAUUGAGGUCAUGCAAGGUGGAGCCUUUAUCUGGCAUCCAAAGCUCAGCAAAGAGUAACUAUUAAUAUUACUCAUGUCCUUAGUUGGUAAGGAUUAACAUAAAACCUGUUGAGCUGAAUAUAUAGUAUGUGCAAAAUUUGGACCA
Molecule: messenger RNA, 987 nt
Organism: Trichomycterus rosablanca
Lineage: Eukaryota; Metazoa; Chordata; Actinopteri; Siluriformes; Trichomycteridae
Exons: 2
Coding region: 1-672 (223 amino acids)
Source: RefSeq, a predicted model, not a curated record